AUGGGGAAAGGUAAUUUGUUCCUCGGAUUUGGGCGCGGUUCCGUCGGCGACAUCACUUAUUAUCGCGCCUAUGGUGAGCAGGUGUUCAGAGGCCGCAAUCGUCACCCGGCUAAUCCACAAACAACGCUCCAACUCUUGCAGCGUGUCGUGAUGUUGACAGCUCAGCACGCUUAUUCUUUCAUGUCUAAGAUCUGCGACCACUCGUUCCAGGGCAGGGCCGUCGGAACCAUGUCGCAGGCUCGCUUCACGGCACUUAAUAUUGCAAAAAUGCGCCAGGGACUUGCCGGCGCGAUUGAGGAAAUUAUCACCGGUGCCGAACCGACCUGGUACAGUGAAAGCAAUUACGCGGCCAAAGGUUCUUUCUUACCGGAGUUCAUGCCGUACAUCAUCUCCGAAGGGUCUAUCGCGUCAUUAACGAAGGCAUGGGUGGAUGGCGCGAUGCAAAUCUUUAUAGAAGAUUCGUUUACUGACACCGGCACAUAUGCUGAUUUUUGCGCGGCUGCAGGCCUUCAGCGCGGCGACCAGCUGACUUUUGUGCAGCUAACGAUUGACGACUCUGACGUCACCGGUCAAUAUAACGGAUUCGAGUUCGCGCGUGUCAUCCUGGAGCCGUCGACCGAGGCCGGCUGGACGCAACCAAUAUUUACCGGAACAGGCGACUUCAAGACAAUCGCAAAUCCAAAUGCCGCAAACGAAGGAUCUGUUUCAUUCAAAUUAGCCGAGUCGGGUGUGCUCCAGUUCUCUUUUGGCGGUAACGCCUCCGAAGUGUCCGGCGCCGAAUUCUCCCCCGCCGCGUUCGCCGUGAUCGUCUCCCGCCGCGUCGGCGAUGUUUGGCAACGCUCGACUGAAUCGCUCGUCCUACGGCCCUACACCGUCGGCACCGGCAAUCUCACUUACGACCAUGCUGCCGACUUCCUCGGCGACGCCAUUGAAUCAUUCAAAAUCAAAGCCGGCUCGGCUCUAUAUCUGAACCAGGCCGAAAACGUUUAA
Haemonchus placei is the source of this 990-nucleotide messenger RNA. The record is from the annotation of a GenBank genome assembly. NCBI's taxonomy places the organism in Eukaryota, Metazoa, Nematoda, Chromadorea, Rhabditida, Trichostrongylidae.